Cololabis saira (Pacific saury) is the source of this 2184-nucleotide messenger RNA. It is a transcript of the gene slc37a2, whose product is annotated as solute carrier family 37 member 2. Gene Ontology annotation, cellular component: endoplasmic reticulum membrane. The record is from RefSeq and is a predicted model, not a curated record. Gene Ontology annotation, biological process: glucose-6-phosphate transport; phosphate ion transmembrane transport. Bases 408 to 1904 code for a protein of 498 amino acids. Gene Ontology annotation, molecular function: glucose 6-phosphate:phosphate antiporter activity. The transcript is spliced from 18 exons. NCBI's taxonomy places the organism in Eukaryota, Metazoa, Chordata, Actinopteri, Beloniformes, Belonidae.
CGCCGCCGUACGUCGCGCCGUCGCCGGCUCCCUCCUGGAAAACCUUAUGGAAACGAGUAUUAAUAACAACACGCGUCUAUUCAUAACCGGCGCCCUGUGUGAGCUGUGUGUGUUUUAACACCGUGUCGUAGAGGUAGGCUGGCACUUUCUGGUAAGCUAUAUAACCUUAAGGGCGCACUAUGGGGCUGUGUUGGAUGCUGACGGGAUUUCCUUCCCCUGGAGACGCCGCGCCGCCGCUCCCGUCCCGCAGAUAGUCUCUCCCCCCCGGCUGCAUUCACCCGCAGGACCCGCCGCUGCUGGAGCCCCUGGUACCCCGAGAUAGCCUCGAACACACCGACCCCAGGACCCCGACAUGUCUGGGAGCAGCUGCUGACUAUUCUCCUGUUCCACUAAAGCUUUAAUCGAAAAUGAAGUCUCCUCUGGCUCCCGGGAUCAGACUGAUCACUUCCUUUUCUCGGGAUAGUUGGUAUCGUGGUUUUAUUCUUUUCCUCACAUUCAUCUUCUACACAGCCUACCAUCUGUCACGGAAACCUAUCAGCAUCGUUAAGAGUGAGCUGCACAGAAACUGUUCCACAGCCGUUCGACCAGCAGACCUCAACAUUACCAAUAAUGCUACCUGGUGUGACUGGGUGCCCUUUGACCAGGACAACUAUCAGACCCUGUUUGGGGUCUUGGAUAACUCCUUCCUCAUUGCCUAUGCCAUCGGCAUGUUUUUCAGUGGGAUUUUUGGAGAGCGACUUCCUUUGAGGUAUUACCUGAGUUUCGGGAUGGUGAUGAGCGGAUUGUUUACGUGUCUUUUUGGACUCGGGUUUUACUGGAAAAUACACUCAUUAGGGUACUACGCCUUUGUCCAGGUCAUGAAUGGCCUCAUGCAGACCACCGGCUGGCCAUCUGUGGUGUCUUGUAUCGGCAACUGGUUUGGAAAGGGGAAGCGUGGAUUCAUCAUGGGCGUGUGGAACUCCCACACUUCAGUGGGAAACAUACUGGGGUCUCUCAUUGCGGGAGUCUUCGUCUCCUCGGAGUGGGGGAUGUCUUUCAUCGUCCCUGGCAUCGUCAUCGCCUGCACCGGGGUCCUGUGCUUCUUCUUUCUCGUUGAAAAACCAGAAGACGUGAACUGCUCUCCUCCUCAGCAUCACAGCGAUCAGGAGCACGGCGAGACGGAGCCGCUCCUGCAGAACUCAUCCAACCGACCCAUCAACAACGGCGCUGUCUCCACAGAAGCUCAUGAGAUUGUAGAGGAACAUGCUGAGGCCAUAAGUUUCUGCGGGGCCCUCAGUAUACCUGGAGUGGUGGAAUUCUCUCUCUGUCUGCUGUUUGCCAAGCUGGUCAGCUACACGUUCCUGUACUGGCUCCCUCUCUACAUCUCCAAUGUCGCACAUUUUGAUGCAAAACAAGCAGGAGACAUGUCAACGUUAUUCGAUGUCGGAGGAAUCUUGGGAGGCAUCAUGGCGGGUCUCGUGUCCGACUACACCGGUGGGAGAGCAACAACCUGCGGCGUCAUGUUGAUUAUGGCUGCCCCCAUGCUUUACCUCUAUAAUUACAUUGGACAAAGGAGCCUGGGCACUACAGUUGGUAUGCUGCUGUUGUGUGGAGGCCUGGUGAACGGACCGUAUGCCCUCAUCACAACUGCGGUGUCUGCCGACCUCGGAACACAUGAGAGUCUCAGAGGGAACUCCAGAGCAUUAUCAACUGUGACUGCAAUUAUUGACGGGACUGGAUCAAUAGGUGCCGCAUUGGGUCCCCUGUUUGCCGGUUUGAUCUCUCCCACCGGCUGGAACAACGUCUUCUACAUGCUCAUCUCUGCAGACAUCUUGGCCUGCCUGUUUUUGACCAGGCUGGUGUACAAGGAAAUUCAGGGCUGGUGUGGACGUGCCCCCCGAGUCAGGGGGUUCAAAGACAUCUGAAAGUUUCAUCCAAUCCAACCGGAAACCAAACACGCAGAAAGGAAUCCAUGUGCAAACCACCCGCCGACAGCCGUACAGUGGACAACUACUUCUCAUUUUGGAAAUGAAAAUGUAUGUUCAAGGGACUAGGCACUAACCUGACGAUUGAAGCCUUUUUAUUGUAAAACAGAGAUAAAUGUGUCUUUAUAAAGAUCAAAAUGCUUUUUUAUGACUAAUCUGCCCAUUUUAAAUUGUUUGUUUUAAUAUUCUUUUAUCAUUAAACUGUAUAUAUGCCCUAUGA